AUGGCAGAUGACGCAGGAAGGCGAAUGAUGGACCUGCUUACGCGUGAUCAAGUGGUGUCGGAUAGUCGCGACCAAGGCCCGGUUCCACGCCCAGGCCGCAACGAUGAAUUUGACGAGUAUGUCCUCAAGACGUUUGGGACCUUUGAUCCCAAUUCGGGUGUAGAUCUAAAGGAGCUACGCAGGGCAGCAUGGCGCACUUGGCGUACCGCGGGGCCAAGCACUGCAGGGCCUAGCCGGUCCGCGCGGUUGGAGGAGGAGGACGACGAGUUCGCACGAGCCCUGGCGAUAUCAGCUGAGGAUUUCAAGAAGGCUCAGGGGAGCAGAAACCGGCCCAUCGUGAUUGACAGUGACGACGACGACAAUGACAACAACGACGACGUCCAGUUUGCGAUAUCAGCGUCCGUUGAGGAGGGGCGCCUGGCUAAGCGGCGCCGGGAAGAGACUCCAGAUGAGGAGAGGCAGGCACUUGCUGACGCAAUUGCAGCGUCGCUUCAGGAGUCAAAGGAAGAGAAGGAGGAGGAGGAAGAGGAUUCGGACGCAGAGAUCGAAAGAGCUAACGCGGCGUACCAAGCUUCGCGUGCAGCUUCACGCGAGAGACAAACACGCGAGCGGGAAGCCAGACGCGCGGCCACUGACGGUCUGUCGUCCAAGGCGCCGUCUGUGGCAUCGUCAGCACGCCCAAGCCCUCCGCCAAAAGCGGAGGGCCACAAGCCGGUUGCCAGUGGCCUGAGUGCCCUGGGUAUUGACCGGGCACAGCUCGAACGUGAGCGUCUCGCGCGUCAGGCCCAGCGUUCUGCGAGUAGCAGUACGCAGCCUGAGGCAGGCCCAUCGGUCACCCAGCGAAGCCGCACCCGGGCGACUGCUUCCAUUCGCCUCUCCAAUCACCCGCUGCAGUCACAGGGGCCAUUUCCUACGGAUGCUGCUGGAGAAUAUUACCUCGACGGCGAGCUGCGGCAUGUGCGCCUCCAGAUUGGAAACUCCACCACGGACAACACGUUCACCCCCCAAAACGUCUUCGGCCAGCGAGACCAGAUCGCACUCGUCAUUGUGUCAGCGUACUGCUGGGAUCCCGACUGGAUUGAGUCCUUCAUGCCUCCGCCCGAGUCCUGUCCGACGAUCCGGAUCCUUCGCCCUCCCGUCAAUGACCAAUUCGAACGGCGGCGAAUGGCAGGCAAGUUGAAGCCCCUCGGAAACGGCGAAGUUCAAGUGUACCCUGCAAUGGACGGCAAGACUGGCUCUGAGCACAUGAAGUUUGCAUGGAUCUGGUACAAGACAGGUCGCCUUCGCGUAUCGAUCAUGACCGCCAACAUGGUGGACUACGACUGGGAGCAGAUCGAAAAUACUGUCUUCGUGCAGGACUUCUUGCCGAAGGGCCAGACACUGGGAUCAGCCCCGACUCCAGACUCUGCCCUUCCCGACUUUCCCGACCAGUUCUGUCGCCUUUUCGCCCACCUCAAGGUGAACAAGGCACUCACUUGGCACAUCAAGAACCAUCCCCAGGGAAAGAACGUCCCGAUCUCGGACGACCUUGGGUUUGGCGACUUGAAGAGGUACGACUGGAGUCGCGUGCAGGUGCGGCUUGUCAUGAGCGUGGCCGGAACGUACAGCGGCUUCAAGGACAUGCCCCAGUACGGCAUCUGCCGUCUCGGCAAUGUUCUGGCUGAGGAAGGCUGGCAGCCGCGAAGGGACGAGGGGGUUGUCGCUGAGUAUCAGGGUUCAUCCCUGGGGAGGUACAGCCUUGACUGGUACAACUGCUUCUAUCAGCUGUGCUGCGGGAAGGACCUGCAGACCAUCUCACGGGCGGGCAAAGCACUCGCGUGGCCGCCUCUCAAGAUCAUCUUUCCCAGUCUGGCGACGGUGGACGCCAGUAUCAACGGGCGACCGAUGCUCAUUGCUCUGUUUGAGCCCAACUCGUCGGGCCUUGGAUUCAGCUCAUCCUCGAAGCAGGGCAAGCGCAAGGUCGAUGAGGUUGUCAGCGAGAACGAGGGUGUCGGCGGUUGGGUCUACGUCGGGAGCCAUAACUUCUCUCCAUCCGCUUGGGGCACCGUCAACUUCAAGAACUCCCCGCCAACUCUCAACAUAAGCAACUAUGAGCUCGGCAUUGUCUUCCCACUUCGUCGCGGCAAGGCCGAGGCCAUGGCUAACCAUAUCGCCGCCCAUAAGCGCCCUCCACGCUCAUACACCAAACGUGAUGAGCCAUGGGAUCAGAAGAAGUACCUACCCAGCAAUUAA
This is a messenger RNA of Cutaneotrichosporon cavernicola, 2232 nucleotides long. RefSeq lists its product as uncharacterized. Lineage: Eukaryota; Fungi; Basidiomycota; Tremellomycetes; Trichosporonales; Trichosporonaceae. Gene Ontology annotation, cellular component: nucleus. The record is from RefSeq and is a predicted model, not a curated record. Gene Ontology annotation, biological process: DNA repair. The transcript is spliced from 14 exons. Bases 1 to 2232 code for a protein of 743 amino acids. Gene Ontology annotation, molecular function: single-stranded DNA binding; 3'-tyrosyl-DNA phosphodiesterase activity; double-stranded DNA binding.